AUGUCCACAAACCCUUCCAUUAUCUUCUACCAAGGACUCCGAUGUACAAAGAUCCGACGAGCACCAGCAGCAACCGAUUCCGCUACUUCUCCAAUCGACACUCCCUCAAACACCUCUAUCGACGCACCGUCACCUACUGAGACAUUAGCGGAAGACGGAAAUUUAAGCAAGACAUCUCCUGACCAGUCUUCUACCGAAAGGACAUCUGCGGUCGCGUCUGCUUCGGCUACUAGUAUUCCAGACUUUGGAACGGCUUUCUCGAACCAUACGUCUAGCCGGGAUUCAGAUUAUCUGUCCGACCUAAAUACCAUCCACAGCACUUUAUCUACAAGCUCUACUCAUACAACGUUCGCUACCGAGACUUCAACUCAGCCUACCUCAUCCACAUCGUCCACGUCGUCUGUCUCAGACGAUGACUCCGGCCCUCCAUACGCUCUUCUAUUCGGCAUUCUCUUCGGAAUUCUUGGGCUCAUAACACUAAUUGCUCUCAUUGUUCUUCUCAUAUAUCGCCGCCGAGCUCGCCAAGAGUCAGAUGCAGAUAGUCUGCAAGAUGACCGGGCGUCUGCAAACUCAAGGACAGGCCUACGACGCGACUUUCGGUCGCAAAUGUCUUACCUUGACGACGCAUCACCAACCGCUUCCGCUUUUUUGAACUUCCAGGCAGGAGCUGCAUAUCGACCUGACGAACAACAUCACCAGAGCCUACGGUAUUCAAACCCAUUCUCGGACAUGGCCGCGGUGGCCGAUGAAGAUGUAUCAACCACCUUUUAUAGCGAGAACCGCACACCUGCACUCCCCCCAGAAUCAUACACAACCGAAAGACACUCAUACCACAGCGAAACAAGCCUCGGCAGCACAAUCGUACUCCCUGGUCGAAGCAGCAUGGGAAGUGAAUACUCCAGAACCCAAUCCUCCGCAAGACCUCCGGGCAGCGGAACGAGCCAGGGAAGUACACUCGUUCUCCCGGGCAGAGGGAGCAUUGGCAGCGACGACCUAGUGCCGAACUUUUCCUUCGCGAAACCGCCAGUUUACACAUCGUCGUAUACGUAUUCGAAAACUACCGUUCGCGUCAAUGGGCGGGGUAGCUCUUUUGAUUUGGAUGAUUCCCUCGCGAUGGUUUCGAGGAGUUUCUAG
This is a messenger RNA of Aspergillus mulundensis, 1134 nucleotides long. RefSeq lists its product as uncharacterized. NCBI's taxonomy places the organism in Eukaryota, Fungi, Ascomycota, Eurotiomycetes, Eurotiales, Aspergillaceae. The transcript has a single exon. The record is from RefSeq and is a predicted model, not a curated record. Bases 1 to 1134 code for a protein of 377 amino acids.